UUGGUGAGAGUCAUGAUGGCAUUGUGUUCAGCACUGAUGAUUACUUUUCUCAGCAAGAUGGAUGUUGCAAAGCAAGCAAUGGAUCAAGGAAGAUCUCCAAUUAUAAUAGACAACACAAAUACGCAAGCAUGGGAAAUGAAGCCUUAUGUGGAAGCGGCUCUAGAAAAAGGCUAUAGAGUGGAAUUCCAUGAACCAGACACAUGGUGGAAGUUUGACCCUGAAGAAUUAGAAAAGAGGAACAAGCAUGGGGUCAGUCGUGAGAAGAUUAUUCAAAUGCUGGAAAGAUAUGAAUAUCAAAUCUCUAUACCCAUUGUCCUGAAUUCGGUGCUGCCUUUCCAUAAAACUUCACAAAGGCCACCUCCAGAAAGAAGACAGAGGUGGGGAGGGAGUUCAGACUCUCGGAAUACUUUCAGUGUAUCAAAUAGCCAAUAAGUCAGGGUUCAUUGAACUUAGCCCGAUUUGUUUGCUU
This is a messenger RNA of Euleptes europaea (tarantolino), 469 nucleotides long. Its product is annotated as NEDD4-binding protein 2-like 2. The record is from RefSeq and is a predicted model, not a curated record. Gene Ontology annotation, biological process: negative regulation of transcription by RNA polymerase II. Bases 13 to 432 code for a protein of 139 amino acids. Lineage: Eukaryota; Metazoa; Chordata; Lepidosauria; Squamata; Sphaerodactylidae. The transcript is spliced from 4 exons. Gene Ontology annotation, molecular function: transcription corepressor activity. Gene Ontology annotation, cellular component: nucleus.